This is a messenger RNA of Exserohilum turcica Et28A, 690 nucleotides long. RefSeq lists its product as uncharacterized. Gene Ontology annotation, molecular function: DNA binding. Bases 1 to 690 code for a protein of 229 amino acids. The transcript has 2 exons. The record is from RefSeq and is a predicted model, not a curated record. Gene Ontology annotation, cellular component: nucleus. Lineage: Eukaryota; Fungi; Ascomycota; Dothideomycetes; Pleosporales; Pleosporaceae.
AUGGACCCAGCCAGCCAGGCGUUCGCGCAACGUCUGCCUGAGGGUGUGCGUGAUACAUGUGCUGCUCGAUCAGAGCACGGCGAUGUCCCUGUCUCAACUCUGAUCCACCGUAGGCUUGGACGACGCUCGCGAGCAGAGCAGGCUCAGAGUCAGCAGUACUUGACUCGAGAGGAGGAGAAGGCGCUUGUAAAGUUCCUGCUACUGAUGUCUAAUCUCGGACAACCUGUGCGCGUUAAGUACCUUCGCUCGUUAGCGUUUAGCAUAGCCCGCCAGCGGUCCACGAAGAGCGAGUCGAUCAAGCGUCCAGGGAAGAACUGGCCACGAGCGUUCGAGAAGCGUCACCCCGAACUCCAGGCGAGAAGGGAUUCAUGCGUACUGCCAGAAAACGUGUAUAAUAUGGACGAAACUGGAGUCAUGCUAAGCAUGCUUGACUCCGCAAAAGUCUUAGUCGGCGAGGACGAUCGGCAAGGUAGUAGGGGUGCGGGUGUUAAGCGCACUAUGGUUACUGCUAUUGAGUGCAUCAGUGCUAACGGAAGGGCCCUCCUGCCACUUAUUAUAUGGCCAGCAUCGACCCAUCGCAGCAACUGGACAACCUACAGCACUCCUGGAUGGCACUAUGCGCACUCAGAGAACGGGUACAACGACUCUAAGAUUAGCUUGGAGUGGCUUAAGCGCGUGUUUGACCCCUAG